AUGGAGUCAGGAACCGCUUCCAGCCCUCUGACCCGCUUCCAGCCCCGGCCCCGCUUCCAGCCCCCGGCCCCGCUUCCAGCCCCCGGCCCCGCUUCCAGGCCCCGGACGCGCUUCCAGCCCCGGACCCGCUUCCAGCCCCCCGGCCCGCUUCCAGCCUCCAGCCCUGCUUCCAGCCCCCGGCCGCUGUUCCAGCCCCCGGCCCCGCUUCCAACCCCCGGCCCCGCUUCUACGCGCCGGACAGGCUUCCAACCCCCGGCCCCGCUUCUACGCGCCGGACAGGCUUCCAGCCCCCGGCCCCGCUUCUACGCGCCGGACAGGCUUCCAGCCCCCGGCCCCGCUUCCAGCCCGCAGUCCCGCUUCCAGCCCCCGGCCGCGCUUCAAGCCAUCGGCUGCGCUUCCAGCCCCCGGCCCAAUUUCCAGCCCCCGGACCCACUUCCAGCCCACGGACCCGCUUCCAGCCCCCAGAUCCACUUCGAGGUCCCGACCCGCUCCAAGUCCCCGACCCAAUUCCAGCCCCUGAACCCGCUUACAGCCCAAGACCCGCUUCGGCCCCGUACACGCUUCCAGACCCCGGAUCUGUUUCCACCUUACCCGAUCCGCUUCCAGGCACCGGACCCGCUUCCAGGCCUCAGAUCCACUUGUAGCCCCUGGACCCGCUUCCAGCCCCGACCCGCUCCCAGUCCGGACCUGCUGCCAGCCCCCGCUCCUGCUUUCAACGCCCAGGUCCGCUUCCAGCUCCCAGACCCGCUUCCAACGCCAGGAACCGCUUCCAGCCCUCUGACCCGCUUCCAGCCCCCUGACCCGCUUCCAGCCCCUGGCCCCGCUUCCAGCCCCCGGACCCGCUUCCAGCCCCCGGACCCGCUUCCAGCCCCCGGACCCGCUUCCAGCCCCCGGACCCGCUUCCAGCCCACGGACCCGCUUGCAGCCCACGGACCCGCUUGCAGCCCACGGACCCGCUUCCAGCCCCCGGACCCGCUUCGAGGCCACGACCGGCUCCAAGUCCCCGACCCAAUUCCAGCCCCUGAACCAGCUUAUAGCCCAAGACCCGCUUCGAGGCACCGGACCCGCUUCCAGGCCUCAGACCCGUGUCCCAGUCCCAGAUCCACUUGUAGCCCCUGGACUCGCUUCCAGCCCCGACCCGUUCCCAGUCCGGACAUGCUUCCAGCCCCCGCUCCUGCUUUCAACCCCCGGCCCCGCUUCCAGCCCCCGGCCCCGCUUCCAGCCCCCGGCCCCGCUUCCAGCCCCCGGCCCCGCUUCCAGGCGCCGGACAUGCUUCCAGGUGCCGGAUAUGCUUCCAAGCCCUGGACCCGCUUCCAAGCCCUGGACCCACUUCCAGCCCCCAGCCCCGCUUCCAGCACCUGGCAGUGCUUCCAGCCCCCGGCCCCGCUUUCAGCCCCUGACCCACUUUGA
Molecule: messenger RNA, 1410 nt
Organism: Callorhinchus milii (elephant shark)
Lineage: Eukaryota; Metazoa; Chordata; Chondrichthyes; Chimaeriformes; Callorhinchidae
Product: extensin-like
Exons: 3
Coding region: 1-1410 (469 amino acids)
Source: RefSeq, a predicted model, not a curated record